Messenger RNA from Solea solea (common sole), 4935 nucleotides. RefSeq names its product nuclear receptor subfamily 5, group A, member 2 (gene nr5a2). The coding region runs from base 868 to 2346 and encodes 492 amino acids. Lineage: Eukaryota; Metazoa; Chordata; Actinopteri; Pleuronectiformes; Soleidae. Gene Ontology annotation, molecular function: RNA polymerase II cis-regulatory region sequence-specific DNA binding; zinc ion binding; nuclear receptor activity. Gene Ontology annotation, cellular component: RNA polymerase II transcription regulator complex. Gene Ontology annotation, biological process: regulation of transcription by RNA polymerase II; hormone-mediated signaling pathway; tissue development. The record is from RefSeq and is a predicted model, not a curated record. The transcript has 8 exons.
AACAGGAGGCUUUGAGGCGAUGUUUCCCGGUCUCCUCGCCUGAUUGGAUCAGUGAAAGAUGAUGUCAGAAGACUGCAUGCGCCCGGGAUUGGAGCAAGCGGCGUAAACAAAGCCGCGAGGAGGAGGAGGAGGAGGAGGAGAGGUCUCCACAUCUCUAGACAGUCCGACCGACACACCGAAUCCGACUUUACGCACAGGAGAGGGCGGCCCCGUCGGCGCGUACCUAUCUGCUAAACGCUGAAAGUUACUGACAGUCCCACUUUAACGGGUGUCGCGCUAAAAGACUUUUGGAAAAGCUGAAGGGAAACUUAUCAUCGUUUGCUUGUGUCGUUUUUUGUUGUUCUUUUUUUACUCCGGACAUUGUCCAUUUUUCUCGUUGGUCCUAACUCUGCGAAGCUGCUCCUGCAUAAGUAGGUGCGAAGGAAGCGCUCGUGUAGUCGUUGCAUUUUUGUAUGUGUAAAUGCAAUUAUGAAAAAAAUUAAUUCGUGAAGUCGAAUCAGAGCAGACAGGCGCACUCCUGCUGUGCAACCCGGUCGGUUGGAGCCAGUCUGCGCCGUUUGAAUUCGGUGUCCUCGUCCGGUAACUGGAGGACUGACAGACAGAGAAAGUAAGAAUCAGACACUUGGGUCACUUUGAGGUGUGUUAGUGGAACGCGUGUCUCACACGUUCAGGUGUCCCGCCGAGCGGUGCGGAGUCUCCAGCUUAGGCCGGCCGCGCUGACAUGCUGCCCAAAGUCGAUACUGAAUCCUUGGGACUCUCUCGAUCGUAUGGGGAACAGGGGCACAUGCCAAGGAAUAUGCAAGCCGUUUAGGAAACUGUCGGAGCAAGUGGCGUCAACUUGAGAGGAGAGCAGCGCCCCAGAUAAAAAUGAUGGACUACUCUUAUGACGAAGACUUGGACGAGAUGUGUCCCGUGUGCGGGGACAAAGUUUCUGGCUAUCACUAUGGACUCCUGACCUGCGAGAGCUGCAAGGGCUUCUUUAAACGCACUGUCCAGAACAACAAGCGCUACACAUGUAUAGAGAACCAGAGCUGCCAGAUUGACAAGACCCAGAGGAAGCGCUGCCCGUACUGCCGCUUCCAAAAGUGCCUCACUGUGGGCAUGAAGCUAGAAGCUGUGCGGGCGGACCGCAUGCGCGGAGGUCGAAACAAGUUCGGCCCAAUGUACAAACGUGACCGGGCUCUCAAGCAGCAAAAGAAGGCACUGAUCCGAGCAAAUGGCCUAAAGAUCGAGGCCAUGAGUCAGGUGAUGCAGGCCGUGCCGACCGACCUCACCAUCUCCUCGGCCAUCCAGAAUAUCCACUCAGCCGCCUCCAAGGGCCUUCCACUGAGCCACCACACCGGUCACCACACUGGGCACCACCACCAUCACCACCACCAUCACCAUCAUGCCACUGCCCUGCCCCCCACAGACUACGACCGCAGCCCAUUUGUCACUUCACCAGUCAGCAUGGCUAUGCCGCCGCACGCCGGCAGCCUACAAGGCUACCAAGCAGCCUAUGGACACUUCCAGGGCACGCGCACCAUCAAAUCAGAGUACCCAGACCCGUACACCAGCUCGCCAGAGUCCAUCAUGGGCUACGCCUAUGUCGAUGCCUACCAGUCAGGCUCACCGCCCAGCUUCCCCCACCUGAUUGUAGAGCUGUUAAAGUGUGAGCCAGAUGAGCCGCAGGUUCAGGCCAAGAUCCUGGCAUACCUGCAGCAGGAGCAGGCCAGUCGUGGCAAACAUGAGAAGCUCAACACCUUCGGCCUUAUGUGCAAGAUGGCCGACCAGACACUUUUCUCCAUCGUGGAGUGGGCACGCAGCAGCAUCUUCUUCCGUGAACUUAAGGUGGAUGACCAGAUGAAGCUGCUGCAGAACUGCUGGAGUGAACUCCUCAUCCUUGACCACGUUUUCCGGCAAGUGGUGCACGCCAAGGAGGGCUCCAUCCUAUUGGUCACAGGCCAGCAGGUGGACUAUGCAGUGAUAGCUUCACAGGCCGGAGCCACCCUCAACAACCUGUUGAGCCACGCACAGGAGCUGGUGGCCAAAUUGCGCUCCCUGCAGCUGGACCAGCGGGAGUUUGUCUGCCUCAAGUUCCUCGUCCUCUUCAGCCUGGAUGUGAAGAACUUGGAGAACUUCCACCUCGUAGAAAGUGUCCAGGAGCAGGUCAACGCAGCGCUGCUGGACUACGUCAUGUGCAACUACCCGCAGCAAACAGACAAGUUUGGUCAGCUGCUCCUCCGGCUACCAGAGAUCCGAGCCAUCAGCCUGCAGGCUGAAGAAUACCUUUACUACAAACACCUGAAUGGCGACGUGCCCUGCAACAACCUGCUCAUUGAAAUGCUCCACGCCAAGAGAGCUUAGGAGAGGACUGCGCUACCCAUAAUGCAGUUGUGUCGCAGCGCCACAAACUCUAAAUAAUGAACCUACAGCUCAGACUUGAACGGGCGAUGACCCGAAGGAUCGAAAGCAGAGUGUGUUAGAAACUCUUUGUUGAUACUGAGCUCGCGGUGGUGUCAAAGUUACAACUUUAAGUACAGAUCUGGACAAGCACACAUGAAAAACAACAUAUGGAUCCCUUUAUUCUCAAAAAGAAAAAGAAAAAACUGUCUGAAAGCAGAGCCGCUGCUCAAAACCUACAGAAGAAGACAAUGUUGGAAAGAAAAAAAAAAAGCACCAACAAAAAAACUUGAAACAAACACUGCAUUUGCAUUUACACCACGAGAUGGCAUCUCAUCGUCUGCACAAGCACAGACUAAAACCAAAACUGGCAGGCUGCAACUGCAAGAAUUAACAACCCGUGAGUGUUUUAGCACUGGUGACACAGUGAGAGGCUUUUUGCGCUGGGAAAGGAAGAUGAUUAACGUCAUGCAUCCGUCACACACACAGCUGUGACCAGAGCAGAGGCCGAUUCUGGUCGCUAACCCUCCAGGGUGCUCGCUCACCUCAACCAGCUUUUAGCUGUGGUUGGUACUGUAAAGACAAACUGGGGAAACAAACUGAGACUCUUACCUACUACCAUGGUUGUUGUUGUUUUUUUUGUUGUUGUUUUGCCACGGCAGCUUGACCUGACUGAAAAGUGAGAACUGAUGGUUUAAGAAAAAAAAAAAAUAAAAAAAAUAAAAAUAAAGGUCUGAAAACUGAACAUUCUAUUAAUGAACAAAAUGAUAAAUGAAAAAAAUACAAUGUUUUUUUCCCCCCUCUUGUAAUGGAAGUCAUUUGCUAGUCAUGGUCACUUUGUGGUUCCCCUUUCUUAUUCACCUUCCAAGUCAUCUUAAACUAUGUACCUCAGAAAGACCAGUGUUAAAUAAAUUCAGUUAAUAAUGUCAGCUGUAACAAUUGUAUUUAUAAACCAUUUUCCCACACCCACCCACACCCACACACACACACACACACACACAAAAAAAACUUUUCAGCAUUUCAUUAAAACUGGAACAAAACAAAGUGUGAUUCUGGAGAUGGACAAGGAUUGACCCAGCCUUCGUCCGGAAAGACCAAAGCCUGCUGCAGAACAGUAGAAGGAAUUUUACAAUUACCUUAAUAAUCAGUAUUAUAAAAGAAAAAAGAAAAAAAAAGAUUUGUGAUGUCACAGUUACGUGAGUCUUGCCUUAUUUCAUUACCAUGCUAGCUAACUGUGCAGAUGUGAAUGAAAAAUAUGUACAAAUAUAUAUAUAUAAAGGAAUAAUGUUGUAAAAAAUUUAAAAAAGAAUAAUUGAACAGGUGUUUACAUUCAUGUGGUAAUAUGGGAGAGAACUGUGAUGAAGCAUAAAUUGCAAAGCAAUGAUUUCCUAAAAAAAUGAAAUCAACUAAAUGAAAAAAAAAAUCCCUCUGGUUUGCUUUUUUGAUGUGUGUACAGUGUUUUACUUUUAUUAUUAUUGUUAUUAUUAUUAUUAUUAUUUGUUUUGAGCAGUACUUAAAUUAUGUCGUGAGACACUAAAAUCAAAAAGGAAUCACUUAAUCACAAUUUCUAUCUGUGUCUGUAGGCAUCCAAAACAUCUGUUUCUUAAACGUUGCUGUGUAAGGGUUUUCAUUUCACAUUCAGCGUUUCGUAGCCUUCUUUUUUUAAGCAGUGCUUUUAUUUUUGCUGUACUGUAUGUCACUGGUAAUGCUUAUAAAUGAAAGAUAAUUUAUUGCGCCUCUGGGUUCCCAUCUUCGUGUUACAUAACGUGAGCUGUCUGCGCCAGAAUAAAUUUGUUUACUGUAGCAUGUUCUUGUUUUGUUUCCACAAGUAGUUCUGAGAUGCAGGUCGGGAGCAAAAAUAAUGGGCUUUCAAAAAAAAGAAAAAGGAAAAAAUAAUAAUCACCACAUUUUAUUUGUCUUUUAGCUGUUGAAGCAAGUCUGUACAUUGAACAGAGUAUUGUAUUUAAGCAAGUAGGUGUGAAAGGUGUUUGUGCCACAUCGGUUUUUACUUAUUGAACUUUGAACUGCAUCAGUGUCCUAUCCGAUUUGCUCUUAUACCAAAGACUGCAUCUUUCCCUUGUGAGCUGUGACCUAUAAUAUUGUGCCCAAGAUGAACAAAACUGGAUUUCUUUGUUUGUUCUUUUUUUUCGUUUAAAUUUUUUUUAAGAAAAACAAGGCAGCCUAAAGAAUCCUCAUUUGGAGCUUUUCCACAUGUAUAAUAGUUGUUACCGUUAUUUUUGUUUUUUUUCUUCAAAAUGCCCCCAACACUUGCCUCCCACAACAACCUGUGGUGUUUAUUGUUUACCUUUGUUUUUUGUACAGAAGACUCAUCUUAAUCCCACACGUCAACUAAUUCUGAUCCUGCACUUCACUAUCUAAAGCCCUCAUGAACAUCAGACAAUCUGUCAUCUGCCUCGCUCUAAAAAUCCUCUCAUUUGUCGAAGGUACAGUGUGUAAACUUUGCAACGUCAAUCCAUUGUGGACUAAAGUUAAAAAAACAAAAACAUGGUGGCCUCCACAGAUCUGACCCGACUCCCUGAUAAUUAAAAACAA